This is a messenger RNA of Polyodon spathula (Mississippi paddlefish), 1998 nucleotides long. RefSeq names its product sorting nexin 19b (gene snx19b). The transcript is spliced from 3 exons. Lineage: Eukaryota; Metazoa; Chordata; Actinopteri; Acipenseriformes; Polyodontidae. Gene Ontology annotation, cellular component: intracellular membrane-bounded organelle; early endosome membrane. Bases 7 to 429 code for a protein of 140 amino acids. Gene Ontology annotation, molecular function: phosphatidylinositol binding. The record is from RefSeq and is a predicted model, not a curated record.
AGUAGUAUGUGCCACAUGUCACAUGUUUCUUUGUGUUUUAGGUGGCUGGAGGUACACAUUGCAAACAUGACCAGCACUCCGUAUUGGGUCACCUACCUCAGGGUGCUUCAAGAAGCCAUUUGGCCAGGAGGAUUCUUACCAACACGCCCCAGACUAAUCCCAACUGCAGAGCAGAAGGAGGAGACAAGGAAGCAGUGCCUGGAAUGCCUCAUGAAGCUCGUACCUGAUUUUGUUCCGGAGCUCCUGGGAGUGGAGAAGUACAGAGUGAGCUGGCAGGUGGUGUUGGAAUCUCUUCAAGACCCCCAUAUUAACAGGCAUCUGGUUUACUGUAUGUGCGAUCUGCUGCUGGAGUUUCUGGUCCCUGAAUCGUCAAACGAGGACUUUCAGAAAUCUCUCUUGAAACACCUUUCGGGGAACAUGGCAGCGUGAGCUUGAGCAGGCAAGAAAAUCUGUUUUCAGCGCGACCGACUCUCACUGUCGCUCACAGAGUGCUGCAGAUCCUGCUGAGAGCAACAGAAUCGAGUCUUGAGGUUACGGUACGCUGACUGGGGCUUACAGAGGAGAUGCAAAGCCAGCGGCCCAUGCAUUUACUCCAGCAUUGUGUCUCAGCCUGCACCUUUUAGGACUGGCAAACUCGAGAGCUUUUUAUACAUGACCCCUGUGGAGCCAAAAUCAUUCACAGCUGCUCUGAGUUAAGAUCAAUAUUGUCCUGCUGCAAUGCAUACACAUGUUCUUAUCGUCUUGCAUUACAGGCUACCUGUUUCGUGUUUUUGAAUGAUUGUUGGAUCUUUAAUACACUAGCGUUCGUCAGCCUACCUUAGUGUUAUAUGCAGAAGUUCGUCUGCAAAGAAAGGUGUAAUGUAGUGCCCCCCCCCUUGCAAAAUGCCCAUAAGAAUUUCAUUUAUUUUGACAUUGCCAAGGAGGUUUAACAAAUAGCAGAAUAUGCAAUCGUCUAGGAAUAAGAUACUGCACUUGGUUUAUUUAAGCCGCAAGUGGGUUAUUUAAACUAUUUUGUAAAUUAAAUUAUUUCAAACAAAUACUUCCAAAUCCAAACAAUUGAGAGCACAAGCAUGUUUAAAAAGGAGAACAUUAGAACAAACAAAAUAAAGAGUAAGAAAUAUACUUUUAAUAUCUUAAAUUAGAAUUCGUGUCAUUCGCCCCGUAAUGGAUUGGUUUAAAAUGGCUCUGGAAUUGUUUUUUAGACUGCGUGAUUGUAAUGCUUUUUUUGUGCCCAUGGCUGACCACAGUCCCUUGUAAAUCUUGUGUUGGUAGUCUGCAAUGUUCAUAUUGAUCCCCAUACAAAUAUGUACGGGUGGUUAUAGAGUUCCUUGGCCUCUUUGUGCUGCUGCUGUGUGAAACCCAUUCCAAAUAGAAUUAAAAUGACCUAAUCUGUGCUGCUAGGGGGCUUGGUGGUUUAGAAUGCGAACGCCACGUUUCCCAUCUGCAGCAUGGAAACAGCCUGAAUCUCACUAUCAGUAUCAAACUGGGUCUGCAGCCAGUUCUUCCUGCAGUGUACAGUCAAUUUGAUACUGGAAAUUACUCAGUCAGUCAAAGAUCAACCCAUUGGUUAUUUCUGCUUCAGAGGUCCAGGACUGAACGGUCGAAUGAGUUCAUUGCACCCAAUGAAUUGUUAUCAGCUUAAACCUUUCUAAUAGGGACAGUUCAUUUCUAUUCAAAAGCAUUCCGUGUGGAUUCAUUUACAAUAUGUGCAGCGAUGAAGUAAAUAAAAUACAGCGAAAAAAAAAGCUAUAGAACACAAUUUAGAGCUUGUAUUUAAAUUGUAUAAGUUCCUUGUGCAGGCACGGUGUGUGCUCGCUGUGCGCUGUGUUUCAAGUGUAACCUGCUGCAUGUGUUUGCACUGUACAGUUCUUGUAUUGCUUUCAGCCUCGUAAACUGUUCUCGCUUGUGUAACAUUGACCGAAGGAUUUGUGAAGUAAUGUGUCUUGCAUAAAUAAGCCAUGUGGAAUAUGUUUACAAAUUAAUAAAAACGCAAUGGAU